Molecule: messenger RNA, 4988 nt
Organism: Oldenlandia corymbosa var. corymbosa
Lineage: Eukaryota; Viridiplantae; Streptophyta; Magnoliopsida; Gentianales; Rubiaceae
Source: the annotation of a GenBank genome assembly
UUUAAAGGAAAAUGGAAAAUCCGGCCACAAACCAACCUGAUUAAUGAGGCUAAAACCCUACUGUCAAAAACCCCUCUUCAUAUCCUUUCUCCAUGGCUAAACACUUCUCUCACACAUUCACGCACUAAUACCCCCCAUUGAACUCUUAAAAUUCAACCAUUCCGAUCUCUAAUUCCCCCGACCCAAAUGCCAAUUUGAUACAGUAUUGAAUUGAAAGCGUCAUCAUCAUCACUACUCCAAUUUCAUGGCGACUAAGAGGAAAAAACAGAAUGUUCAUCACAAGAACUCCGAGGAUUCUGGUGUUGUUGCAAAUGGAGUCAAAACCAGUGAUAGAAACAGUAAGCGUAAAAUUACAGCUCAGAAGAAGCAGCAACAACUGUUCAUGAAUGAAGAUGAUUACCGCCGUAGGCUUCAGGAGGUUUUAUACAGUCCUGAAUAUAUUCUCGAGAAAAUUUUCAGGGAGGAUGGACCGGCUCUCGGCGACGAGUUUGAUUCUCUUCCAGAUAAUGCUUUUCGGUAUUGUAACCCAGGUUCGAGAAAGUCUCACCGUGCUUGCCAAGAGAAUCAAAGAGCAUUCAAAAGGCAAAAGAUCUCAGCAUCUCUGAGUUACCAACCGAUAUGUGAGGAAAGUUAUCCAGCAAAUGUGCGUGAUUCUGGUGAAGGUGGCAGCAGUGCUUCAGGUUGUAAGCACGGGAUAGGGAAAGGCUUCAUGACUGCAAAUGGUCUGAGAAGACAUGGCAAGGGAAAAGGUUUGAUGACUAAGAACAAUACCCCUGGGAUGAGACAUGGAGCUGGGAAAGGUCUGAUGACACUUUGGCGGUUGAUGAACCCUGAAAUGAGAUGUCCUCCUGCUAGUAAGGGAAGUUUUGGAUCUAAAAGAUCUGUCCCCGAGAGAAGGAAGAGUUUACAACGCUGGCAGACACUUAUGAAAAAAAGAUUGUUGGAGAAAAAGAAGCCUUCUACAAAAUGUCGGAAGAAAAUACGUGACAUGGGUGGCAAUGACAAAUUUGAGAAGGCAAAGGAACCUCGCAAAGAUAAGUGUGAGCUCUCUCUUGAAUGGUUGGGUUCUCAAGAAAACAUUGACCAAUUUGCAGCGCUGGUCGACGAUGAGGAGUUGGAGCUCAGAGAGUUACAAGCAGGACCGAAUCCAUUGACUUGCUCCGCACAUUUUGCAAAUAAUGGGUUGCAUGGCUGUUCCCUUUGCAAAGAUUUGCUUGCCAAGUUCCCUCCACACUCUGUCUCAAUGAAAUUGCCAUUGUAUUCACAACCUUGGGAUUCCUCUCCAGAGCUAGUAAAGAAGCUUCUGAAGGUCUUCCAUUUCCUCUGCACAUAUGCUGUGAUUAUUAAUGUCACAUCAUUUACCUUUGAUGAGUUUGCCAUAGCAUUUGAAGAUCAGGACUCGUUAUUGCUGGGUCAAGUUCAUGUGGCUCUUCUCAAGGUUCUUUUAUCUGACAUUGAAAUGGAGCUCAAGAGCGUUUACUUUUCUCAUGCCUGUAAAAAUUCCAAGUUUGUACAGUUGCUUCGCUCGGUUGAUGAAAAAAUGUUUCUUUUAGAAUUGUGGCAAAAGGCAUUGAAUGCCAUGACUUGGACUGAAAUAAUGCGCCAAGUGCUUGUUGCUGCUGGGUUUGGUUCUAAGCUCGGUACAUUUUCUAAGGAAGCCAAAAAGGAGGUCAGCUUUAUGGCAAAGUAUGGCUUAACUCCUGGUACAUUGAAGGGUGAAUUGUUUAGUACUCUGCUAACCCAAGGAAAUAAAGGAAUGAAAGUGUCGGAGUUGGCAAAAAUUCCAUCGAUUGUGGAUCUGAAUCUUGCUGCUGCAACCCAUGAACUAGAGCUACUUAUAAGCUCAACGCUGUCAAGUGACAUUACAUUAUUCGAAAAGAUUUCUGUCUCUGGAUACCGUUUGCGUGUUGAUCCUAUGGCAAAGGAACCUCGAAAUAGCCCAUCUGAUUCUGAAGACUUUGGCAGUGUUGAUGAUGACCUUGAUCUAAGUGAUACUUCUGAGGAUUCUGAGUGCGAGAUGAGGAGCUGCAGUUCAUUUAAACUUAAACAAAAGAAAAUUCGCUCAUCUAAGGAGAACAUUUUAGCAUCGUGCACUGAAAUUGAUGAAAGCCACCCAGGAGAAGCUUGGUGUUUGGGUCUGAUGGAAGGUGAAUAUUCAGACUUAAGCAUUGAAGAGAAGCUGAGUGCCUUAUUGGCCUUGGUUGAUCUUCUCAGCUCUGGAUCAAGUUGCAGAAUCGAGGAUCCUGUAUCUGCAAUUGCUACGUCUGUUCCCAAAGUUGGUCAUGGAUCUGGGGCCAAAAUUAAGAGAUCAACAGGAAAGCAGAAUUGUGUACCCAUUCAAGGGGGGGGGUACAACGCACUGCUGCUUUACCAUGGAGAUGUGAAUGCAACUUCAGGGCAUAAUCCUGUUGAUUCUAGGAUUCCCAUGUCAAAGAAUUAUGAUAGAGAAAAUUCAUCAAGCUGGACAAAUAAAGAAAGGGGAGCUUCAGAUGAUUUGCAUCCUAUGCAGUCUAUUUAUCUGGGUUCUGACCGCAGGUAUAAUAGAUACUGGCUUUUCUUAGGCCCUUGUAGUGGACGUGAUCCAGGUCAUAAGAGGAUAUAUUUUGAAUCUUCGGAUGAUGGACACUGGGAGGUUAUCAACAAUGAGGAGGCUUUGUGUAGUUUAGUGUCAGCUUUGGACCGUAGGGGUGUUAGGGAGGCAUUCCUCCUAUCAUCCCUGGAAAAGCGAGAAUUGUAUCUCUGCCAAGCAAUGUCUAAUAUAGUAAUUUCAUCUGGAAUCGGGCAACUAACACAAUCUGAUCAGUCUGACCAGAAUAUAUCAAGAGAGGAUAGUUCAUCGGCUGUCUCUGAUGUGGACAACAGCUCAUCAUUGGUUGAAAUGCAGAGUAAUGCUGCUACUUCUGCUGCCAUUGCAUGUGAAAAGGGAAGGAAAACGCAACAGCAGAAAGAUAAAUGGGCUCGUGCUCAGGCAUUUGACCGAUGGAUAUGGAAGUCCUUUUACUUCGAACUUAAAACGGUUAAGCAUGGGAAAAAGUCCUAUGUUGAUUCUCUUACUAGAUGUGAACACUGCCGUGACCUCUACUGGAGAGAUGAGAAGCACUGUACAAUCUGUCAUACAACAUUUGAGCUUGACUUUGAUCUCGAAGAGAAAUUUGCCAUUCAUAUUGCCACAUGUCGGGAAGACUUAAAUAUUGAUCAGUUCCCAAAACAUAAAGUGUUAUCAUCACAGUUGCAAGCACUUAAAGCUGCGCUUUCGUCAAUAGAGCUGGUGAUACCUGAUGAACUCAUGGUUGGUGCAUGGGCCAGAUCUACUCACAAUCUUUGGGUCAAAAGACUACGGCGUGCUUCAACUUUGGCUGAGUGUUUACAGGUGAGGAAUCCAUUCAUCUUUCAACUUAAGUGGGUUUGCCAUACUGAACAUCAAGUUUUUUUAAUUUGGUUCGUGCAUCACGGAACAAGUUGCAAUGUGCCCUGGUCAAUUUAGUUCAUGUUCUUGCUUGAAAGAAAUUGAGUUGAUUUUUCUUCUACAAACAAAUUUUCUUGAUAUACUCUCUUGUAGGUUAUUGCUGACUUUGUCAAUGCUAUCAACGAGGACAUGUUCUACCAAUAUGAUAAAUCUCAAGAAACAAGUUUUGUUUUGGAAGAGAUUGUCUCCAGUUUUCCAUCCAUGCCGCAGACAUCAUCCGCAAUUGCUUUUUGGUUGGUGAAGUUAGAUGAAUUGGUUGCCCCUCAUCUGGAAAGAGUCCAAUCCAGACAAAAACUGGAAGUGAUUAAGCGACUUGAAGGUUAGGGCUUUUAUAAGCAGUAAUUGUUGGAGCAUGGCUUCUUUCACUUGUUGAUGGACAAAAUUUGAGAUUUGUUGUCUCUGUGGUCAGUCCAUGUUCCUCCAUCAUGCAGUAGAAAAUCAGAAGCUUGUUUCUCUCCAUUUUAUCCUGUCCCUUUGAUCUAUUUUACCAAAGCUAAUCUUUAAGCAUGUGUGAGUAAUGUGGUUUGAUUGUUGAAGUUGUUACGCACUCCUGAGAAACAAUUUUAGCGCCGAGGGUAUGUGUGAAUUCUCUGAUUUCAUUUGAUCCAUUGUCAAAUAUAUCUGCUAGAUUUUAGGGUGAAUUAAUCAUUGUGGGAAUUCAUUUUGUACCUUGGGUACUGCAGAUUCCAUUUGUUGGUUACUCAUACAGAGGCAGUUAUCUUUCUUCUCUGAUGAAUCUGGGACUAGAAUGCAUUUUCCUAAUGUUAUGGAUGAAGCAAAGAUGUUGAUAUAGCUACCAGAUUCUUAAACCCUCCACUCUUUGCUACUGUUAUUGAUUCAAUGCUUUACAUUUUUCAGGGAGGAGAGCUUCACAUCGAAGUUGAUCACUUAUUAGUGCCUGAUUCAAGGGCAAAGUGUACGCACUGGUGGAGCUUCACACUGAUAAUUAAUCUCUUGAUUUUAUUCUGCGCCCAUUAUUUAGGAAAGCAAUUCAAGGGAGUGACUGACUAGACAGUUAUCAACUUUACACUAAUCUUGGUGUUUGGAGGAUAAAAGUCUGGCUGUGAUGUUCGGAGAGGUCCAACGCGAAAUCUAACAAGUUGUCAAAUAUGUGUACAAAUGUAUUUUAGUGCUACUUUGAUACCUGAAUGAUCUGUCAGUGUACAGCAGUUGAAGAUAGAUUAGGUGCAACGAAAGAUAAGUUGUAAUCUGCUGCGAUAUGCACUUGGCCAGCCAGCGUAUGUCAUCUCAUUUGUAGCAGAAUGCAAAGACCAGUGUUUCCAGCGAGUUGGAAAUAAAAUUUUGAUCCGGCUGAGGAAGUUUCUCCAACACAGUAAUGUGUUUGUGUCAUUGGCCAUGAACAAAUUAGGGCUACUCGCCUCUACAUCUUUAGCUUACUAAUUACACUUGCAAGUUGUAUCCUCGUGCACUUUGGAAAGGAAAAAUGUAUACCCACAUGGAAAACAAACAGUUGUGCUUGUUCAAUUUCUUUUGGGGAAUCCAUUAACACAAAAUCUCCGCA